AUGAUGGCUAUGUAUCCUUAUUCCUCAACACAAGCUGGUACGAAUGGAGUCAUGCAUUACCAAGGCUAUGAUUUCUAUCGCCCUAAUCAUCCGUAUUCUAGUAUGCAUUACUCAAUGUCAUACCCGGCUUCGCAGUAUAGAGCAGAUCAUUAUUAUAACCCCACAAUGGUUCGAGCCAGCACAACCGCUAAAGAUAUGGUUAAACCUCCGUAUAGUUACAUUGCUUUAAUAGCCAUGGCUAUACAAAACCAGCCUGACAAGCGAAUCACUCUCUCCGGCAUAUAUCAAUGGAUUAUGGAUAGGUUUCCAUAUUAUCGCGACAACAAACAAGGAUGGCAGAACUCUAUAAGACAUAACCUCAGUCUCAAUGAAUGUUUUGUCAAAGUUCCUCGGGACGACAAGAAGCCUGGCAAAGGUAGCUAUUGGACUUUAGAUCCGGACAGUUAUAAUAUGUUUGAAAAUGGAAGUUAUUUAAGAAGAAGGAAACGUUUUAAACGCAAAGCGAAGAAGGAUGGCGACGAUACGUCAAGCGACGCAGGUAAAAGUGAAGAGAAAAGCGAAAGGGCUGCAAGUACGUCUGCUGAAAGUCAGCAAAGCGAAGAAAAUGAUGAAAGUAUGUUAAGUACGAACAAAGACGAAGAACUCAAGCCAUCCUGUAUGAAGAAACAAGAACAUUGUAGUUUAAGAAAUGACAAGGAACACUGUAGUCUUAGAACGGAUAACUGUGCCGCAGAUAUCACAAAUCUCUCUCCUGUUAUAAAGAGUCCUAAAUUAGAAACUCAAAGUCCUCAUUCAAACAGUUCCUCGCCUGCUCAAGAUAACCGUAACCUCAAUCCUUCAUGCACUCUACCCAAUGGUUAUACCGAGUUUAAUUUCCCAGCAGCCGCGUCCUCGUACAACUAUCCACCAACAUCCUAUCAUCAAAUGGAGAAAGUUGCCUACCCCUCGCCAUGUGAAUACCCACAACAGCAGAUUAACGAGAACUACCAUAACAACUACAUCCCACAUUCGCCUCAUGUACCAGCGCAUUCUUCUCACAUCCAAGCAGAAACCACACCAGCCAGACAUGCAUAUUUACCGCCGUAUCCAAGCCAAGAUCCUUACAACGAAAUUCAACGCAAUACUGGCACUCAAAUGAAUUCAAACACUUGGUAUGCUAUGCGUGAACAAACGACUCCACCGUAUUCUAGUGCAGAAAAUAUACCGCAAAUUAUGCAAAAUAAUGCGUCAAGUUUUCCGCCUAACGUCCGUGAAAUGUUUGAGGCGCACAAACUUCCCGUGAACUCGCAAAGCCAAGAACAUUUGAUGAACACAACGCAAGCGCAUUACGGAAACCUUGAUGGUGGAUACUAUCACACGAACAAUAACUGGUGA
Messenger RNA from Paramuricea clavata, 1374 nucleotides. The record is from the annotation of a GenBank genome assembly. NCBI's taxonomy places the organism in Eukaryota, Metazoa, Cnidaria, Anthozoa, Malacalcyonacea, Plexauridae.